This is a messenger RNA of Thalassophryne amazonica, 1499 nucleotides long. RefSeq names its product 26S proteasome non-ATPase regulatory subunit 11B-like. Gene Ontology annotation, molecular function: structural molecule activity. Gene Ontology annotation, biological process: ubiquitin-dependent protein catabolic process. NCBI's taxonomy places the organism in Eukaryota, Metazoa, Chordata, Actinopteri, Batrachoidiformes, Batrachoididae. Gene Ontology annotation, cellular component: proteasome regulatory particle, lid subcomplex. The record is from RefSeq and is a predicted model, not a curated record.
UAUUUGAAUAAGCAAGAUGGCGGCUGCAGCCGUGGUUGAGUUUCAGAGAGCUCAGUCUCUCGUUAGUACCGAUCACAACGCUUCUAUCGAUAUUUUACAUUCAAUAGUGAGGAGAGACGUUCAGGAGAACGAUGAGGAGGCUGUCAGGGUUAAAGAACAGAGCAUCCUGGAGCUGGGGACACUACUGGCCAAGACUGGACAGGCCGCAGAACUCGGUGGUCUGCUGAAAUUUGUGAGGCCUUUCUUGAUUUCGAUCAGUAAGGCCAAAGCAGCUCGACUGGUUCGGUCUUUGCUUGAUCUCUUUCUUGACAUGGAAGCAGCAACGGGACAGGAGGUGGAGCUGUGCCUUGAGUGCAUUGAGUGGGCUAAAGCUGAGAAGAGGACCUUCCUACGGCAAGCCUUAGAGGCACGGUUGAUCUCACUCUAUUUUGACACAAAAAGAUACCAGGAGGCCUUGUCAUUAGGCUCACAGUUACUUCAGGAGCUGAAAAAGAUGGAUGACAAAGCUCUUCUCGUCGAGGUUCAACUGCUGGAAAGUAAGACGUACCACGCGCUCAGCAACCUGCCCAAGGCCCGUGCCGCUCUGACCUCAGCCAGAACCACCGCCAACGCUAUUUACUGUCCUCCAAAGCUCCAAGCAGCACUGGACAUGCAGUCAGGGAUCAUUCAUGCAGCCGAGGAGAAGGACUGGAAGACUGCCUACUCCUAUUUUGAGGCCUUCGAGGGCUAUGACUCCAUCGACAGCCCAGAGCCAUCACAGCACUCAAAUUACAUGCUUCUCUGCAAAAUUGUGCUGAACUUACCUGAGGAAGUCCAGUCUCUGAUCAGUGGUAAACUGACUUUGCGAUAUGCCGGCCGCCAGGCAAGAACACCUCAUUUUGUACCUGUAGGACAUUCCCUAACAGAGUACACAGCAGAACUGCGAGACGACCCAAUUAUCAACACCCACCUGGCCAAACUGUACGACAGCCUGCUGGAACAAAACCUCAUCAGAGUCAUUGAACCGUUCUCCAGAGUACAAAUGGAACACAUAUCAGGGAUAAUCAGUUGUCAAAAGGGAAAUGUUGAGAGGAAGUUAUCACAGAUGAUUCUUGAUCAAAAGUUUCAUGGAAUCCUUGACCAAGGCGAAGGUGUGUUGAUCAUAUUUGAUGAGCCUCCAGUGGACAAAACAUAUGAAGCAGCUUUGGAAACGAUUCAGAACAUGAGCAAAGUUGUGGAUUCACUUUACAACAAAGCCAAAAAGCUAACAUAGAGCAAAUACCCUCAGCAGUGUGAUGGAAGAUGUGUGUGUGUGUGUGUGUGUGUUUGAACGGUGUGUCAUUUUAAAAAGGGGACAGGGGAGAUCAACAAGUCCUACAAAACAGGAUUCACCCGCUUCCCUCUCAAUGGACAGUUUCUUCACUCCCACUCCUUAAUUUUAGACCUAUUUUCAGGAUUGUGUGCAACACUCAGCGGCCAUGUCAGGCCAUCAGGGAAAACUGUGCAACUACAAUAACAAG